Plenodomus lingam JN3 is the source of this 975-nucleotide messenger RNA. RefSeq lists its product as uncharacterized. Gene Ontology annotation, biological process: lipid homeostasis. Gene Ontology annotation, cellular component: membrane; endoplasmic reticulum. Lineage: Eukaryota; Fungi; Ascomycota; Dothideomycetes; Pleosporales; Leptosphaeriaceae. The record is from RefSeq and is a predicted model, not a curated record.
AUGUCGCUAGUAUACAACAUCAUCAGGCCCAAUAUGCGGGAUCCCCUACCGCCGCCACCACGGCUUGUUCAGCUCAGUAUUCCAUGGGCUGAGAAGCUGGGGUUGACCACCCUUCCAUACCAUGUACAUGAAAUACUGUUUGGCUUCAUCGGCUAUCACCUCGUCCUCAAUGUCCUGUCGCCAGCGCUCUCGCGACUCCUGUGUCCCAAGGCAUAUGCUGGCUUCAACAAGCGCACACGGCUAAACUGGAACAUUCACUGGGUGUCCAUGAUCCAGGCGCUCUUCAUCAACAGCGCAGCCCUGUGGGUCAUCUUCAAGGAUGAACAGCGACAUGAGAUGGACUGGAGGGGUCGAUUGUGGGGCUACACGCCGGCAAGCGGUAUGGUCCAAGGAUUUGCGGCUGGUUAUUUCCUCUGGGACCUCCAGAUCUCUUCGCAAUAUCUCAGUCUCGCUGGUCCAAGUGCUUUGCUACAUGCAAUCGGCGCUCUAGCAGUAACCUGUAUCGGAUUUAAACCAUUUGGGAACUACUACGGCCUCUCCUUCGUCCUCUACGAACUCUCCACGCCCUUCUUGAACAUACACUGGUUCUGCGACAAGUUGAACAUGACCGGUUCGAAGCUCCAGCUCUAUAAUGGUAUUGCGCUGCUCGUCACAUUCUUCGCUUGCCGUAUCGUAUGGGGUACAUACCAGUCCGUCAUGAUCUACUCCGACAUUUACAAGGCGCUCACACUCUCGUCGACUGGCAUGAUGGACCCGCUCGUGGAAAAUGUCAAGUGUGAGGGGAAUGCGAGUGAGGGAGGAUAUGGUGCGCCUGGCAGCUGCACGAGUGGCGAUUUACCCAUGUGGUUGGUCUCGGUAUAUCUGGUCGGAAACACGGCGUUGAGUCUCUUGAACAUUUACUGGUUCACGCUGAUGGUGAAGGCUGUGAAGAAGAGGUUCGUGCCAAAGGAACAGGAUGGCAAGAAAGUGCAAUGA